Molecule: messenger RNA, 9093 nt
Organism: Arctia plantaginis
Lineage: Eukaryota; Metazoa; Arthropoda; Insecta; Lepidoptera; Erebidae
Source: the annotation of a GenBank genome assembly
AUGAGUGACAAUAUAAAAGUAGUUGUCAAAGUUAGACCUUUAAUUUUGCGUGAAAUUGAAGAUAAACUUUCCUACCAGUGGCGCGUUAAGAAUAAUACGCUAUAUCAGCUUGAUCAAAAUGGCAAAGAUCUUGGACAGGCUUUUACAUUUGACAAGGUUUACGAUCAAGAAACAAAAACUUCGGAUGUGUACAAUGACAUCGCGAAGCCGAUUGUGGAAGCCGCCACGGCAGGUUUCAAUGGAACGAUAUUUGCUUAUGGACAAACAUCAUCUGGCAAGACAUAUACUAUGAGCGGGACAGAUGAUUCUCCAGGAAUAAUUCCGCUAGCUGUACUCGAUUUAUUUAAAAUUAUUAAGAGUAUUCCUGAUCGUGACUUCUUAGUCAGGGUAUCUUUCAUAGAAAUAUAUAAUGAAACAGUGAAAGAUUUACUGAACAUAGAAAAGGACAAUGUGAAAGUUCAAGACACAUUGCGAGGAGUUGUCAAAGUAUAUACCACAGAGAAAGUCACAUCAUCACCUGAAGAAGUCCUUGAGGCUAUGAAAGAGGGUGAGGCAAACCGACAAACAGGCGCUACCAAUAUGAAUGAGCAGAGUAGCAGAUCACACUCAAUAUUUCAAAUUACAAUAGAAUCUCGAGAACACAUAGAAGGCGAAAGCGAAGGGGGUUGCGUGAAUGUAUCACAACUAAACCUAGUAGACUUGGCGGGCUCAGAACGAGCGGGGCAAACUGGUGCUAAGGGCAUAAGGUUCAAGGAAGGCACGCAUAUCAAUAAGUCGCUUUCUACACUCGCUCUUGUUAUAAAACAACUGUCUGAAGACCACAAGUUUGUAAGUUACCGCGAUAGCAAGCUCACGCGCUUACUACAAAACUCCUUAGGAGGCAACGCUAAGACGAGUAUCAUCUGUGCUGUUACACCGGUAGCUGUAGAAGAAACUAUUUCUACUUUACAGUUCGCGAACCGCGCAAAAGCAAUAAAGAACAAACCAGAAGUAAACGCGGUCGCUACGGAUGCCACUAUGAUCCAGAGUCUCACCAAACAGAUGUCACAGUUGCAAUCACAGCUGGAACGCAAGAAGUCCUUAGAACAAGAUAACUACAAACUACAAAAUAAGAUAAAUGCUUUACAACGGCUCAUACUGAAUGGGUUCGGCCGUAGUAGUAUGGAAAUUAACAAGGGGGCCAGACGCAAACUACCUCUGCCACGAAGGGUCACCAUACAUUCUACUGCAUCGGAGUUCAAAAGUGAACCUGUAGUUGAAGUACCUAAGUUUUGUACGCCCAGUUUGAAAUAUAAUCCGGCGCUGCUGGCGCCCCCGGCGGAGACGGCGCUGGCGGCGGGCGGCAGGGCGCUGGCGAGCGUGCCCGAGGAGCCGGCGCGCGCCCCCACGCCGCCGCGACCCGCCGUCAGCUUCCGCGACGAAGUCAUCAACUUAGACAGCGAUGAUGAUAUGGCGCAAGAGGACCACGACGCAUGUUCACCGUUUCAUAAAUGCUAUGGUUCAACGAAAACGCCUCCAUGUAUACUUAGAAAAAAUCGUGACAUCGCCGAAAAACAUUUAAAAGACAUAAUUGAACUGACUGAAAGAGAAAAGAUUUUUUCCCCUAGUGCGGUUGAACUGAUGGAAAAAUUAGAAGAGAAUUCAACUGUAAUUGCAAAAUUACAAGAUGAAAUGGAAUUAUUGAAUAAGAAAUGCAAGGAAAAAGACUUAGAAAAUGAAAUAUUAAAAAGUAAAUUAGAAAAAAAAGAAACCGAAUUAAAAGUAUUAAAUAGUGCCAAGGAUGAUGUUCAAACUGAAUGUGAAAAGUACAAGACUAAAUUAACCGAUAUGGAGGUAAUUUGUGAAACAUUGAAACAUAAAGCCAAGCUUAGGGAAGAAGAACUAUUAUCUUUGUUAGAAGAAAUGAAAGUUAAGCAACCUCAAGACAUUGAUAAAAUAUCCUGUAACCUUGAAAAAGAUAUUAACUUUAUGGAUAUGUCUAAAGAAGUUUCUCUAGUUAAUAGCGACAAUGAAAAUAGUAUUAUUCCUGACGAUGCAACUGAAGACGUAAUCAAUAUUAUUACUGAUACGCAAAUACAGCUAACUUCUAAAAACCAAAGCAUUAUAGAAUUAGAAGCGGAUCUUUUCUCGCACAAACAAAAAAUAGUGUUGUUAGAAAAUCUAACACAAGAACUUGAACAGACUGUCUCAACUUUCAAGGAAAAACUUGUCAAUGUCGAGACAGAAAAUUCUUUACUUACGUCUUCCUUAGAAACUUUAAAUAUGACUAUAAAUAAUCAACAAGAAAAUUUACAAUCUGCUAAUAACGACAUAGAAUCUUACAAUCGUGUUAUUCAAGAAUUAAAAAUGAAACUGACCCAAAGAGAAAAUUUGUUUAAUAUAGAUAUUAAUGAUAGUUUGCUUGAAAAUAUGAUUACAAAUGAAGAACAUUUUAUAGCUAAUAAUGAAAAUAUGAUGAAUAUUAUACAUUCUUUCAAAAUUGCUAUUGAUGCCCGAAACAAAGAAAUCACGGAAUUGAAAGACAAAGACCGUGAGAUUUUAGAGGAAAACAAAAACUUAGUGACCAAACUUCAAGGUAAAACAGAGCAAAUUAACACUUUAAAUUCUGUGAUAGAUGAUUUAAAGUCACAAGUAAAUGAGAAUGUUUUAACAAUUAAAAAACUUACGCAUGAAAACAAUGAUUACACAGUAGGUCAGCAAGAACUUAUCAGUAAAUUAAAUAAUUUAGAAACUAAGAACAGGAGGUUAGAAGAAAUCAAUAAUGAAAAUACUGGUUGCCUGCAAAAUUUAAAAGAGGAAAAUAGUAGAUUAAAAUUAGAGGACACGCAUACUAACUUAAUUGAACAAAUAUCAGAGCUGACCACUAAAAUAGGUCAUUUAUCAAAAACGUGUGCUGAGAAAGAUGAUUUAAUAGUAACUCUAAAUAAAUCUAUCUAUCAAUCGAAGGAAUUUCUAUGCAAUGUCAACAUUACUGUUCUUAAAUCGCUGUCCAAUUUAGGUAUUUUAACAGACGAGAUGCAGGAAGUGCCAGAAGUUUUGGACAAUUUUGUGGAUAUAUUCAAUAUUUUAAGUAAUACUUUAAGUACAUUAGAAUCCGUUGCAAGUAAUAUUAUAUCUGAAAAAGAAGAAUUAAAUCAAAUGAUUGAGAAAUUAAAAGCAGACCUAGAGCAACUUCAAAUUAAACAUAAUACAGAAGUUACAUUAUUACAGACCAAAGUUGAUGGCCUCGAUGAUAUUCAGCAGUAUUAUCAACAAGAAAAUGAUUUAUUGAAGUGUAAAUUGAAUGAAGCUAUUGAAAUACGAGAUUUAGAAAAUUCAAUACGCAUGACAAAACAGGAACAGUAUUUAGCUGAAAAAGAGAAUACAAUAGAUAAUCUUAAUAGCAGUUUAAAAAAUAUGGAAAAUAGACUGAACGAAAAUAUAUCAAAAAUUGUUUACCUGGAAGACUGUUUAAAAAAACAAAAUGAAGAAAAACACAAUCUACUAAAAAAUAUCCUUAGCGAAUUGAGUAAUAUUGCAAUUAGUUUUAAAAUUGAAAACAACUCUUGUGAGGAUUUGGUCGACACUGAAAUAUACGAACACAUCCUACUAACCGUUAAGAAAAUAUCAAAUCAUAUAACAUUUAUCACCUUGAAAAAUGUUGAUAAUGAUCAAAAGGCUAGUAAAAUAUUGACACAAGACAAUGUUGAAGAUUCAGUAUUAAUAGAAAAUAAUUGCGAUUAUACAGAAAUAGUACCUGAUAUAGAAACAAAUCACAAAAAUGUAGAAAAAAAUAAACUAAGUGAAGGUUUAUUAGUAAGUCAACAGCUUUUACAAGAUUUGCAGAAAGAAUUAAAAUACAAAACUACACAAUUAGAUUUCAUGGAAGUCAAAGUUAGAGAUUGGAAGGAUCAAUUUGAAAGUUUAGACCUCGCUAUGAAACAAAAAAUGGAAGAUUUGAAAAUAGAGAAUGAAAUUCUUAAAACACGCGUUGAGGUGCUUAAACGAGAAUCUCAAUUUCCGGUAGAUGCUUAUGAUGACAAAACAUGUAGAGAUAAAAAAGAGGAUAUAAAGAUUACCGAUAGGCUAUAUACUAUAAUCACACAAGAUGAAGUCAAAUCACCACCAAGUCUGCUAACCAUAUGCUGCAACAAAAUAGUUUCUAUGGAACCGAGAGAACUAGAAUCAAAUUCAAUCACAACCCAAAAUGAAAUUGAAAACACUUCAAUGGAAAAUGACCAUUGCCAGUGUUUUCAGCUUCAGUUAGAAUUAAAUGACGCCAAAGAGGAAAAUUCGAGGUUAUUGGAACUUUUAGAAGAAAUGGAAAUAAUAAACCAGCAACUAUUGGACGAACAAAAUGUCGUCCGAAGUGAAAUUCAACUCUUAUUAGAACCAGCUCAAGAAUUGCAUAAAAAAAUGAUUAGCCAUAGAACUAAUUUGUCCAUCCUAACGGCUACUACUUAUGCUGAGAAUAAAUCUUUAAAGUCCCAAGUAAAAGUGCUUCAACAUCAUCACAAGCGUUUUCAUAACGUUUGUCAAAGAGAUAUACCUGAGGUUAAGAAACAAUUAAGCAGUCUGAUGACAUUAUUAAAGGGAGAUCCAUUUAUUGGUGACUUGCAAAACCUAAAUUUUAAACGUCAUUAUUCUUUACCUGAUGUAUUGGAUAGCAGUACUGCACCUUCCAACUUUAAAAAUGAAUCUACCUUAGAUGGAGAUGUAUUGAUGUUAGACACAAAUAUUACUAUUACCACGACCGCUGAUAACACCUUCACGGGGCAUGAUCAAACCUGCUUAGAUAUCACUCAGUUCUUCAACGAAGCAUGUCAAACGAAUGACUUUCAUCAAGUAAUCGAUCAAAAUAUACAACAGGUAGAAAUAUGCAAUUGCCAAAACGAAAUGUUACAAAAAUUGAACGUUUUGAACGAAGAGAACACAAGACUUCGUGAACUAGUAGAUAAAUACUCAAAAAUGAAUAUCGCUACAAAUAUUCAGAAUUCUCCUAUCAUAAAUGACAAUCACAUUGAAGAAAGUGUUCUAGAGUCUCACAAUAGGAAUAUAAAUUGUGCUAAUUGCAAGGAACUAUCAAUAAUAAAAGAUUCACGCGACAAAGUAAAUGAGAAAUUAAAAGAGCUGUACGAAGACUUUGCUAAGUGUAAUUCAACCAAAAAUGAGUUAGUAGAAAAAUGUGAUAAGCUUAUUAUUGAAAGGGAUACAAUGGAUGCAAAGUUGAAAAAAUUAGUUAUUUAUGAAAAAGAAUACAAUAGUCAAAAAGAAGAAAUAAAUAAACUGAAUAAUGUCAUAAGUAUAAAACAUAAGGAACUUAAAUGUUUACAGGAAGAAAAUGACACACUUUCUAAUCAAGUUAUGGAUAAUGUGUCUGAGGUAGAUGACUUAACUAAAGCUCUAAAUAAAUUGAAACAAUACAGUAAUGAACUGGAAGUAAAAUGUAAUAAAUUGGAACAAUCCAACCUAAAUAUAGUAGGUAGUGAAAAAGACGACUUAUCUUGUUCCCAGUGUAUUACAAAAGACAAACUUAUACAAACAUUGCAAAGUAAAGAAAAGAGAAUACAAGUAAAGUUGAAUAGGAGUUUAAGCGACUCUGAUACUUCUUCAAGAAUCAACAAAAUAUGUACAUUGCAAAGUGAGUUACAUGCUGGCAGAGAAGAUUGCAAAGAACUUACAGAAGAUGUUGUGACUAUUAAAAACCAUUUGGAAAGAAGCAAUAUUUCAAUGGACUUAGAUGAAAGUUUGGCCGAUAAUAGUAUCUGUGCUUAUCCUAAAGACAGUGAAAUUUCUAGUUCACAAUUCAAUAAAAGUAAUAUGCCUCAAAUUGCCGAGGAGCAAUGUACAGAUUUCUACAUAAUGGAUAAAACGGAUUGUUUUAACUAUUAUGCAGAAAAAACUGGCGCAAAUAUAAGCAGUUUUAACAAUGAUGCAAAAAUAAUUGAAGUCAUGAAAAUGCUUUAUGAGGAUUUGAUAAUGAAACACGGCCAGGAAGUAGAAAAUUUAAAUAACAAAUUGAAAGAUUAUAAUGAAGCUAAAACUCGUUUACAAAGUCAGUAUGACGAUUUGAAUACAAAAUUCUAUCAAAUAAGUGACGAUUUACGAGACAAAAACGAUAAAUACUCAAAGUUCGAGUACUCAUUAUCACAAUUAAGAAGUAAUAUAAACAUUAUACAUGAAGAGUUUAUUAAGGCUGGAGAUAUAAAUAAUUCGAAAGUAAUUGAUAUGUUUAAAUCAAAUAUGGAAUCUCUGGAUCGGGAAUUUGACUUUAACAGUGUUAGAAUUUUGGAUUAUAUUUUAGAAAAGUUGAAUAAUAACCAAGCACAAUUAAAUGAUAUGGUUGUGAAAUACACUAAAUUACAGAACAAUUUAGAAAAUGUAAACGCAGAACUACAUGUUGUAAAAGAAAAUUUAUUAAGCAUGAAGGCCGAGUUAGCCUCAAAAGAAAAUGAAUGUACUUUACUCAAACUUCAAAAAGAAAAAAUUCACGAAAUAAGUAAUGCAGUCACCAUAGAUAUCGUCAAAAGAGAAAAGGAAUUAAAGGAUACCAUUGAUAAAGGGUAUCAAAGACUCAUUGAAUUGGGUAUUAUUAAACCAGAAAAAGUUGAUUCAAAUUUGCCAUUAACUACUAAUAUUAAUAUAUUAUUUGAUCUUUUGGCCACUGAAUCUAAACGAAGACAUAAUGAAGAAAAAGAAAAGAAUGCUCGACUUUUAGAAAUGAAUAAAUUGACAGCUAAAAUAGAUGAGAAAGAGAAAGAAAUAGAAAUCCUUGAACUACGUGGAUUUAAAUUACAAGAAGUCAAUAACGCUGUCACCUUAGAUAUAGUGAAUAAAGAAAAGGAAGUACAGACACUAAAGCAAAUGUACGAGGAUUUGAACAAAAGACAUGAAAACGUAUUGCAAGAAAAUAAGUUGAAUUUACUGACAAUAGAAAAAAAUAAGGCCGAAGUUAAUACAUUGAAGACUUCUAUUUUAGAUAAUGAAAGUACUAUAGAAACAUUAGAAAAGGAGUUGAAAGCUCAGACUAGUGGGAAUUGUUUGAAAAUGUCAGAUCUUUUGGAAACAGUGACUGGUUUGCAAAAUGAACUUACAAACUUAAAACGUCUCAACGAAAUGAUCUCCAAAGAAAAAGAAGUUUAUGCUGAGGAAUUAAAGAAAUCUGCAGAGGCACUUCAGAAAAAUAAUGUAGAUAUAGAUAAAAUGACCAAUGACAUUCUAGUUCUUAGAGAAUCUGUCAGAGAAAACGGUAUAGUCAUAGAGAAUUUGAACAGCGAAGCAAAAUCUCUAUUGAAACAAAAUAUGGAACUUAAAGACGAACUUGAGAAAAAAGUCAAAGAGUGUUCGAGACUGGAGACGAAUAUAAAAACACAUGAAAAGACGGCGCAGAUACAAACUAGGAUGAUAAUGAGGAUUGAGAAACAAAAAAGCGAUGAUGACAAAAAGCUUGAAGAAUUUUCGCAGAAACAUAUCCUUCUGCAGAAGGAGAGUGAAGUUUUGAAAGCUGAAAUAGAACAAAUAAAAAGUGAUAAAGAAGCUCUUCAGGCUCGGGUAAAUGAAUUAGAAAGUUCAUUAGAAGCAUAUAGGAAUCGUCCAUCUAUUGACGCGAUUUCUGACACGUCGCGGCGUCGCCGACAGAGUCUCCACGAUUCCAAACGUAUUUUUGCUGAUGAGAAAUAUGAAACUGGAGACGACCAGAACGCAGAGGCUUUAUUCAGUGCCCGACCGAAGCCUGAUGACUUAUUCAUGGAUGUCGAUGAUGAAGGAUCCGCCAGAAGUUCCCCCUUACGACAUAGUAAAGGACGGGACAGCUUAUCUCUCUUAAGGACAGAUCAGAUGAGACCGAACAAAGAUACUAUGAUUUCCUUCCCACGAAGAAAACUACAACCUUUGUUGCAAGGAAAAAUCUUGGGCGACAAGGAUGAAGAGCACCCAUCAAGACCAAACAGUGUUCUAGAAAGUCGGCGCAGAAGACAAACAUUAUAUGACACACACCGAUUGUCUCACACACCGCCACCUAGCAGCGGCGACACUAACAGUUGCGUUUCACAGUUAAGAGAGCAACUUGCUUCUUGCCAACAAGAUUUAGAAGAUCUUAAAGAAAAAUACAGGGAACUGGAUGAAGAGUGCGAAACCUGCUCUGAAUACUUGAAGGAAAGGGAAGAACAGUGUUCUAGACUUAAGAAGGAGAAGAUAAGUUUACAGCACACAAUUACAGAGCUGAAAGGAAAGUUACAGUGCAUUCCAGGCAUCGGCCAACUUAAUCCAUCAAAACCUAAAGUUGCGGACGCGUCUGUGAAUACCGAUGAAGACUGGGCAAACUUGCAUGCCGUUGUCGUUGAUCGUAUGUCGUAUGAUGCCGAAGUUGAGAAGAACAAGAAGUUAACUAAAACUAUCGAAGAACUGCGCUUUAAGAAACAAGAUUUGAAAAAUACUCUAGCUAAAAUGCAGAAGGCUUUCGAGAAAAAUAUUGGAAACAGAGAACUAGAAGCCACCAAGUCCGAGCUUCAAGCGUAUAAACAAGAACUAUCUGAGCUGAAAGAGAGAUAUAAAGAAUUGGAUGAAGAAUGCGAAACCUGCGCGCAGUACUUGCGAGACAAAGAGGAACAGUGUCGUCGACUGAAGGAGGCUAAAUCACAGCUAGAGGCUAAACUGCAAGAGUUACAUACUGACAUUAAUCCUUUGGCACAUACCUCGCGUAAGAAACGACAAAAUGCUCACGAUCAAAAUCGCGCAGCCGCCGUGGGUGUGGCCGACGCUGCCACGGAAACUAGUGAAGAUUUGCUCAGUUACCAAGUCGAACGGGAUGGUAAUGUUCAUGCACCGCUGGAUGACAAACAUGCCAAGGAAGUAAAACAUUUGAAAUUGGCGGUGGAGAGAUUAUCGCAGCAGAAGUCAUUGCUGGAGCAGCAGCUGGUGUCGGUGUCUAGCGCCGUGCAGCCGAUGCCCAUGUUUGUGGCCACGGGCAGCGCAAUCGUGCAGAAUCAGCAAAUAACCGAUGUGAUGAAAGAAAAUCAGAAACUUAAAAAAAUUAACGCAAAACUGGUUAAUAUUUGUAAGAAAAGGGGCAAAGAAUCUAAUAGAGAGAAUGUAGAUCCAGCUGACCAAGGUUGA